This is a messenger RNA of Gadus morhua (Atlantic cod), 2552 nucleotides long. RefSeq names its product WD repeat domain 97 (gene wdr97). The coding region runs from base 233 to 1870 and encodes 545 amino acids. The transcript is spliced from 10 exons. The record is from RefSeq and is a predicted model, not a curated record. NCBI's taxonomy places the organism in Eukaryota, Metazoa, Chordata, Actinopteri, Gadiformes, Gadidae.
GGUGGAGAGGAGGAGAGACCAGGAGGUGGAGAGGAGGAGAGACCAGGAGGUGGAGCGGAGGAGAGACCAGGAGGUGGAGAGGAGGAGAGACCAGGAGGUGGAGCGGGUGGAGCGGAGGAACAGAGACCUGGUCCUGCUGACCCUGGGGGCGCUGAGGAGCCGGGGAAGACCCCCGGCCACCCAGGAGACCCGGAGAGAGGCCUGGCAGUCGUACCUGGACAUCAUCUACCACAUGGACCAGGGGGCGGACAUGUUGGACCUGAGGGAUCUUCUCUGUUCCCCAGAACCUCCUCAUGACCCCCCUCCCCCCCUCCCUCUGCCGAUCCCUCACCCCCUCCCUCUGCCGAUCCCUCACCCCCUCGCAGCCCUACCUCCCCCCCUCCCUCUGCCGCUCCCUCCCCCCCUUCCUCCCCUCCCUCCCCUGAGAGCCAAACCUACAGCCCAGGUGAGAGAUACAUUGGUCGAUGUGUGGAGUCACCACUUCCUGUCUGAACUGCACACUUCCUGUCCGCAGGUGUUGGCACCGCGCCCUGUGCUGGGAUGGCAACCGAAGCCGGGGCCGGCGGAGAGGCCUGACGUGGUUGCCCGCGGUAACCCUGUCGCUAGGCAACCCUCCCCCCUCACUGAGGAUCAGUGCGCGCAGGAGGGACAGAGAGUUCAACGUGAUGUCACACAUCAUCAUCAUCAUCAUCAUCAUCAUGAUGAUGAUGUCAUCAGCCAUACUGAGGAAGAGGAGCUCCCUCUUCGGGAUGAUGAAGAUGAGGAAGAGAGAAUCAGGGAGGAGGCUCCCUGCCCAUCACCUCCUCCACCUCCUCCACCUCCUCCACCUCCUCCUCCUCCUCCUCCACCUCCUCCACCUCCUCCACCUCCUCCACCUCCUCCCGUCAUGAGGAGAACCGACCCCCACCAGUCUGAAAGAAGACCUGACCCCGUCCCAACCCACCCCCCCUCCCCACGGGUCCCGGAGUUCCUGCUCCAGUUUGCAGAGGAGAGCUGGUUUAAACACCUGUACCCCCACCCCCAGUGCGUCCCCACCUCCCUCUCUCCAGACGGGUUCUGCUGGGUCCUCUUGGACCACCUGGACUCCCCUGGCUCCCGGUCCAAGAGGGAGGUCCUGGUCGCUCUGAAGACCCUCCUGCUCCAGCACCUCCUGCAGGAGCAGCACGCCAUCGCCCAGCACCUCCUCCUGUCCCUACCCCGACACACGGGGCAGGCUCUAGUGGGAGAGAUGCUAACCAUAGCUCUACAACUGGGAGGUGGCGGCUACAGCGAUGUCGUCAACCUCUUGGUGCUGCUGGCCAAUCAGACGCCGUCCCUCUGCCAGGCGGCCGGGGCCCGGCUGGAGGUGCUGGGGGUGCAGGGGGCCGAGACGUGGCUGAGGCCGGAGCUCCAGUCCUGGGGUAGAGCGCUCCGGGGCCGGGCCCCCGCCUGGAGGGUCCAGCAGGACCGCGCCGCUCGCUGGCUGUCCCUCUGGACGACCAAAUACAAGGACCACGUGAGGGCGGACCAGCGAGGCCACGCCUCCUCCGUGGACGUCCUCAACUUCUUCUGCUCCUCCAGGAGGGCCCGGCAGGGGGUCCCAGGGGCCCGACACGACACCGUGAGGCUGUCCCCCCCGCCCUGCGGCCCUCAGCCUAUCCAUCGUCUUGGAGAGACUCACAGCAUGCUGAGAACACGCAAAGCAGCUGGACUAGCCCUGCCCCCCCUCCGCAACCGUCCCUCCCUCACUGGCUUCCCCCGGGUCCUCAGUUUCCCUCUGCCGCGCCUCAACCUCCUCCCCCUCUCCUGCCCCAUUGGUCAGCUGGACGCCACGCCCCCCUCCAGGCGCUACUUCCUGCUGGACCAAUCACAGCCGGAGUACUACAGAUGACCCAACCGGGACUCUUAGGUCGUGGUGGUAGUUAGGUCUAGUCCAGGAGGUCGUGGUGGUAGUUAGGUCUAGUCCAGGAGGUCGUGGUGGUAGUUAGGUCUAGUCCAGGAGGUCGUGGUGGUAGUUAGGUCUAGUCCAGGAGGUCGUGGUGGUAGUUAGGUCCAGUCCAGGAGGUCGUGGUGGUAGUUAGGUCUAGUCCAGGAGGUCGUGGUGGUAGUUAGGUCUAGUCCAGGAAGUCGAGGUGGUAGUUAGGUCUAGUCCAGGAGGUCGUGGUGGUAGUUAGGUCUAGUCCAGGAGGUCGUGGUGGUAGUUAGGUCUAGUCCAGGAGGUCGUGGUGGUAGUUAGGUCUAGUCCAGGAGGUCGUGGUGGUAGUAAGGUCUAGUCCAGGAGGUCGUGGUGGUAGUUAGGUCUAGUCCAGGAGGUCGUGGUGGUAGUUAGGUCUAGUCCAGGAGGUCGUGGUGGUAGUUAGGUCUAGUCCAGGAGGUCGUGGUGGUAGUUGAGCAGGUCACAGGUCAGCACUAGGUCGGUGCGGCCCGCCUCCCUCACCAGGCGGUGCAGCUGGCUGGAAGUGGCGCUGGCGUCCUGCAGCUCGUCCAGGGGCCAGUCCAGCAGCUGGGCGCUGGAGGGCCAGGCCCAGGCUCCGCAGGGCCCGGCAGCCGCUGAGAGACUGGGCCAAGGAGCA